Messenger RNA from Akanthomyces muscarius, 1995 nucleotides. RefSeq lists its product as uncharacterized. NCBI's taxonomy places the organism in Eukaryota, Fungi, Ascomycota, Sordariomycetes, Hypocreales, Cordycipitaceae. Bases 1 to 1995 code for a protein of 664 amino acids. Gene Ontology annotation, biological process: carbohydrate metabolic process. The record is from RefSeq and is a predicted model, not a curated record. The transcript has 5 exons.
AUGCAGCUUCUUGGUAAGGCCUUGAGCCUGUUCUCGUUGGCACUCCUCGCCAGCGCCGGCAAUGUCCCCCUGCCUGCAUAUCCACUGGCGGUGAAAAAUCCAUACCUUUCGGUUUGGCUUCCUGGUAAUGGCUCGGACAAUGCGCCCGCUGCGCAGCCGAUGUUCUGGGCUGGGCAACCGCUCAAGUGGGAAGUUAUUGCGCGAGUCGGCGAGCAGGCAUAUUGCUUGUUUGGAUGUACCAGUUUACCGAAUAAAGUGAAGAUGGCGACACAGUCAUCUAUUAGCUUCACGUCAACACACACUCUGCUUCACCUGCAGGCUGGCCCGGCCAAACUCACCCUGGACUUUUUCUCACUCAUUUCGCUGACGGACUACACACGGCAGUCUCUUCCGUACAGCUACCUGUCAGUUUCUAUCGACGAAGGGCAAUCUUCGCUUCCUUCAAUUACCGUCCUGAGUGCAAUCGAUGAUUCUUGGACUGCACAGCAAGGCAAUGUUGACGCCCAAUUUCAACAGGCGACCGGCUCUUCCAUGGUCAGCCUUACAGGCAAGCGCUCCAUAGCGUUCAGUGAGAAAAAGCAAAUGGCGACUUGGGGCCACACUGUACUAGCUGUUCCAUCCAAAAAGGCUUCUACAUAUCAGAUCGGAGCCGCCUCUGCUGUUCACGCAGCUUUCGUAAACUCUGGCAGCUUGCCCAAUACCGACGGCACCUACGGAGAGGGCUCUCUGGCGGCCAUGGCGCAACCAUUAUCAGCCGACGCGCCUUCGACCUCUGCAAUUGGGAUACAACAAGACCGUUCCAUUCAGUUUUUGGGCGACGCACAAUCGCCAUACUAUGCAUCCAAGUACCAGGGACUGGUCAACGUUACAGAGCACUUCCUUGACGAUUAUGCAGCAGCACUUAAGGAAUCGCAGCAGCUCGACUCAAGAGUCAGGAAUAUCGGGAACAAAUUAUCUUCAAAUUAUGCCGAUAUUCUUGAAGGUCAUAUGCGACAAAUCUUUGGCGGGUUCCAGGUUACCAUUCCAACCUCAUCGUUCGAUACCAGCCAAGCAAUGGCUUUCAUGAAGGAAGUAUCUACAGACGGAAAUGUCAACACCCUGGCCGAUUUGCUGCCACGCGCUCUGCCAGCAUUCUACGUCUUGGCGCCCGACUAUAUCCGCUUGCUACUUGAACCAGUGCUCACGUUCUCGAAGCAGUGGCCUGAGAAUUACGCUGUGCACGACAUCGGAAAACACUACCCGAAUGCGACCGGAGAGACCCCACAGGCAGAAGAAAAACUCCUUCUGGACCAGACGAGUGUAUUGCUGUGGAUGGUGUACGCAUACCAGAAGGUGUCGAAGAACACUCAAUGGAUACAGCCCUACAUUCCGAUUCUAGAGAAGUACGCCAACUAUCUCGUACAAAACGGUCUUUAUCCACCCAAGCAGCGCUCCGCAGUCGACUCGAUCCAGGCGACCGCGAACCAGACCAUUCUUGCUAUGUACUCGGCCAUCGGCAUCGCCUCCUUUGGAGAUUUAGCAUCCGCUCCAAACUACACCGCCAAAGGACGAGACUUUGCCAACAAGAUCCUUGACCUGGCCACCAACGCCAAAGGCAACCACAUCAUUACGCACUACAACGACCCAGGCACAUCGUGGAUUGGCACAUACCCCUUCGCGUUUGACAAGCUUCUGGGCCUGGGACUCUUCAACCAAUCCGUGUAUGACAUGCAAUCCAAGUGGUACGAGACACAGCAACACCCCAACGGCAUGCAGUUCUUCAGCGAGGUGGACAAGACGGUGAGCACGCUCGAGAUGUGGCUCGCCGCCACGUCCUCGUCGCAAGUGCGCGACUUCUUCAUCGACAGCAUACACAAGACCUUGACAAAUGGGCUGAACUCGGUCCCCGGUCCCACGAUCUGGAAUGUCGUGGGCAAUGAUGUCGGAGUGGCAUUUAUGACAAAGGCCAAGUCCGAUGUCGGCUCGUACUUCAUGGUCGCGGCAGUCGAUUUGUAG